This is a messenger RNA of Brassica napus (rape), 1816 nucleotides long. RefSeq names its product LON peptidase N-terminal domain and RING finger protein 3. The transcript is spliced from 4 exons. The record is from RefSeq and is a predicted model, not a curated record. Lineage: Eukaryota; Viridiplantae; Streptophyta; Magnoliopsida; Brassicales; Brassicaceae. The coding region runs from base 1023 to 1592 and encodes 189 amino acids.
AACAGGAAGGAAAAACGGCUGUCCAAGAAAGUAUGAACACAUGAGUAACAAAUAACAAGAAGAAGCUUAUGGUAGUGGUAACAGUAGUAGAGACCAUGAAACUAACCGAGUACACAGCAAAACAAUGUUGGUAAGAGAAGUAGCUGACGGACAUGAUGGAUGGAUGAAAGAAGGCAUUCUCGGGUAGGGACCUUGCUUCUCUAGUCUUGAUGAACCUCUUUAUAGAACACAAAACCACCAGCUUCAUGUUAGAGUUUCCCAACAAUAAGGUCUAGAACAGAGAGUAUUGAGUAUAGGUUUGAGUGUAACCAACCACAUCUUUGUUAUUCUUGUUCUUCCCAUCAACUAUCUGCUCGACUAUUACGUCGAUUUUAUGAUUUCAAUACUUAUUAAAAUAAUCUGCGUAAGUUUCCAAUAGCCGACUUAGCUCAGUGGUAGAGCGCGUGACUUUUAAUCCCGUGGCCGUGGGUUCGAUCCCCACAGUCGGCGUUUUUUAUUUUUAUUUUUCUGCCUGCUCCUGAAGGCUGAAGUUAUUCACACAGAUACGCUCAAACACUCUCAAAAGUCAAAACUUAUUAAAAGCUUGUAAAGGAAGCGUCACACAAUGACCAGUAAAAGUCCUUUGUUACUCGAACAAUACAAAAAGUGAAGUGAAUGAGAUUUUUCAUUUCCAAAGAUCAUUUAUAACAAAACCCUUUGGCUAAUAAUCCUUUUAAAACACUUUAGUUUUUCUCUCUACCACUGCAUUCUUCAACUUCCACUCUCCAACCUCCUGCUUCUUCGUUGAGAUCAGAAGGUACAACAAGCUUUCACUCUUCGUUAGUUCUUGUCGGUUUCUUUACCGUCUUGAACCUCUACAUUUAACCGUUUCUUGAAUUUUCUUUCCCCAAGUUUUCUGAAUCCAGACAAAAGUCUUAUGUAAUGUGACAAGACUUUUGAUUUUGUUGUUGUUGAUGGUUUAAAGUUGAGAUAACGGUACACUAACUCAGUAGUAGUGUCUCAUAUUCAUGUAGGCUUUAGCUAUGAGUUCUCGGAGGGUGGGUGUAGUUACUAGAAGCUUAAGGAGGCAACAGCAGGCGAACAUAGUGGGUCAGAUACCAACCGACCACGAGGAAGAUCAAAAUGAUGAUGAUGAUGUUGUUGAAUCAACUGCUUCUGCUUUUGACCGAGCCAAAAGAGACAAAUCUAGAGGCUCACGGCAAGGACCCUUAGUAGUUGAUUUAGAUUCAGGUGGUACUACUAGAGCAAGCAAAAAUCAAUCUGAACAAGCUGAUGUUGAGCUUGACGAUUCGGUAAGAAGCGUUAUGGUUUUUUCUUUUGUUUUGCUCUUGGGACUUAGGCUCACAUAUUUUGUCUGUCUUGUUCAGAGGAAGUCUAAUAAGUCUGUGGUGGCGGCUCCAGUAGAGGAACCAAAGUUUAACUGCCCAAUAUGUAUGUGUCCACUUACUGAGGAGAUGUCAACAAAGUGUGGUCAUAUUUUCUGCAAAAGUUGCAUAAAAGAAGCCAUCUCUGUUCAAGCUAAAUGCCCUACGUGUAGGAAGGAUGUGACUACUGAAGACCUCAUCCGAGUCUUCCUUCCGACCACCAAAUGAAUAAUGAUAUAGAGACAAUCUCCAGUUAAAAAAAUUGUCUUAUCCACUCUAUCAUUGAGAAGAUUGGCUAGUAAAAGUGAAGACAUGUUUGUUCAUGAGUUGUUUGUUUGUAAUAUGAGUAACUCAAAACAUUUAAUUGUUUUUUCGAUGAAUAUCAUCAUCAGAGUAUCUUGAUAAGUGACAAUUCUUUAAAUUAAAAAUUAGGAUAUUCAAAUUGUUAGGCU